Messenger RNA from Alosa sapidissima (American shad), 952 nucleotides. RefSeq lists its product as uncharacterized. The transcript has 7 exons. Lineage: Eukaryota; Metazoa; Chordata; Actinopteri; Clupeiformes; Clupeidae. Bases 167 to 808 code for a protein of 213 amino acids. The record is from RefSeq and is a predicted model, not a curated record.
UCAAACUUUUUACAGUCUAUGGGUAAAACAUUCGUUUAGUUUUGCGACAACAAAGAGAUGUCCAUAAAUCUGUUGCACCCCUGGGGGAACCCCCACCUCCACCCCCCAAUCAAGUUUUUUUGUCCCAACCCUCUAGAUUUUUUGGAGGGAAUUUCAUAGAUGGACGAUGUCGUGCAAUAGGCAAAGACAUAGGCAGCUGCAAGACCAUUUUAAUCGUAUCUUGGACAGUCACAUUAGCAUGGACGGUCAAGACAAUACCAGGAAUGUGGUUGAUCGACUAAGGGACUGUCAGCGAAGGAUAGAUCCACACCGCAACGCAAGAACCACGAGGUCAGCCAGUCGGGCUUUGAGCUCCCUCAGGCUGUGCUUUCUGACAGAUCCUUCUGCAGAGGUUUUGGGCUCAAGAAAUGCUUCAUCAAUUACAAAAACAAAUGCCCCUUUCUCCAUGUCUGAGACAGACUUCAGAAAGAAGGUGAAAGACACAUUCCCAGACCUUCAGGAUGGUGACUUUGAUUUGUGUAGGGUAGACAGGUGGAGAAAAGUUCAUCCGGUAGGAAUAAGUUCUUUGUGUCCUUCAGUCAUAACGGCUUGUCCAGAGUUUUCGAGGUCUGCAGUUUACAUAAGACUCAAAACAGCACCACCACCCUCAGGUCAGAUGGUAGAUCAGAUAACCCCACCAUCCUCUGGCCAGAAUGUAAUUGUUGAUCAGUUGAUGGCUUGGAGAGCCUUAAGACAAGUCCAAGACCAAGAAUAUGCAAGUUCCCUUGAAAUUGAUAGGGCAAGGGACAUGAGACGGAGACAAAUUUAGGUGUAUGAAAACCGGAGGAGAAAGGCAAUUGAAGAUAGGCAGAAACAUAUAGCCAACAUCCCCGAGCCAGAUGGCGGCAUGAUUAUUCAAUUUAAGUAUCCGGAUGGGAGACUGCAAAGGCGGGCUUUUAAUAUUACUCAGCCA